AUGUUUCGUGAGCAUGAUGAAUCUGAAAAUUUAAGUAACCAAGGAAAUUUUAUUGAAUUUCUCAAGUUUCUUACUGAUCAUAAUGAAGAUGUCAAAGUGGUUACAUUGAGCAAUGCUCCACAAAAUCUCAAGUUGACAUCUCCUGAUAUUCGAAAAAACAUUGUAAAUGUGGCCGCAUUUGAAACUAUCAAUGUGAUUAUUAGAGAUCUUAGUGAUACAUUUUUUUCUGUUUUGAUUGAUGAAGCCCGUAACAUAUCAAUCAAGGAGCAAAUGGCAGAUGUAAUACAAUAUGUUGACAAAAAAGGCCAAGUGAUUGAGUGCUUUUUGGGUAUUGAGCGCUUUUUGGGUAUUGAGCAUGUUGCUAAUAUGAAUGCUCUCUCACUCAAACAAGCUGUGGAAAAUUUAUUCUCCAGACUUGGAUUGAGUAUUUCCAAAUUGCGAGGUCAAGGAUAUGACAGGGCUAGUAAUAUGCAAGCCGUGGCAAAGAAUCAUAAUCAAAUUGCUUUACUUUUCACUGUGGUUUCUAAUAUAGUGAAUGUUGUUGGAGCAUCAUGUAAACGCCGAGAUAUUGUUAGGGAGAAGCAAGCUGCAAAAGUUGCUGAGGCACUUAAUACUAGAGAGCUAUCUAUGAUUGAUGUGCUUGAAAUGAUUUCGGAUGAUGGUUCAAAUUCUGAACAACGAGUAGAAGCAAAUAUAUUAUUGGACUCAAUUCAAUUAUUUGAGUUUGUAUUCAACCUUCAUUUGAUGAAAACGAUAUUGGCUAUUACAAGUGAAGCACUACAAAAGAAAGAUCAAGAUAUUGUUAAUGCCAUGAAUUUAGUUCAAAUUUCUAAAGUACAGCUCCAAAAGAUGAGGGAGAUUGCAACUGCUACUGUUGAGAGGGUAUUUUCAGCUAUGAAUAUUGUGAAGAAUCGGUUGCGGAACUGA
Camellia sinensis is the source of this 927-nucleotide messenger RNA. Lineage: Eukaryota; Viridiplantae; Streptophyta; Magnoliopsida; Ericales; Theaceae. The record is from RefSeq and is a predicted model, not a curated record.